Messenger RNA from Penicillium cataractarum, 534 nucleotides. RefSeq names its product putative GPI anchored protein. NCBI's taxonomy places the organism in Eukaryota, Fungi, Ascomycota, Eurotiomycetes, Eurotiales, Aspergillaceae. The coding region runs from base 1 to 534 and encodes 177 amino acids. The record is from RefSeq and is a predicted model, not a curated record. The transcript has a single exon.
AUGAAGUUCACCAUCCUCACCUCCGCCCUCUUCCUCGCCACCGCCGCCCUGGCCAACCCCGAUGGCAUUGACGUGAACUCGAUCGUCUCCGCAGCCGAGAGCGCUGUCUCUGCCGCCGUCUCUGGCGGCCAGUCCGUUGGCUCUGACGUCGUUGCUGAAGCCACCUCGCUUGCUAACGCUGCUUCUACCGGCGGUGCCGCUGCUAUUAGCUCCAUCACCAAGGAAGCUGCCUCUAUUGCCUCUGCCGCCGAGACUGCCGGCUCUUCUAUCAAAUCUGCCGCCGAGUCCAUUGGCUCGGAUGCUGCUAGCCGCGCUUCCACCUGGAUCACCCAGUUCACCACUACCAACUCUAACGGCCAGACUACCACUGUCGCCUCCACAAUUACUACUGCUCCUUCUGCCUCUACAACCGGUACUGGCACUUCCACCAGUGCUGCUUCUACUAGCACUGGUGGUGCUAUGGCUCGCCCUGAGGCUAUGGGUGCUACCUUUGCCGGUGUUGCUGGUAUGCUCGGUGUCAUGGUUGCCCUUUAA